AUGAAAUUUGCAUUGCCUGAUGAUUUUCCACUUUAUUCACCUGAACAAAUUAUCAGCAGUGUUUCUACGGACAGUAGAAUCAUGAAAAUUGCAAAAUUUGAAGAACCAAAGACCAAAUCCGAUUCAAGACAAAAUAAUGAAGUACAUGAUAUGUUUAUGGCCAUAACAAAAUAUACUAAUGAUUGGAUAAAUUCGAAAAGUUUAGAGCUAUUAGAAAAUCAAUUGAUGAUAUCAGAAUCAAUAAAAUAUGCACAGGAUGUAUCUGAGUCAAAUGUUUUACUAUUGAAUGAUAUCUUUCUGGAGAAAUUAAAUUUACAAACAUAUGAAGUUAAUCAAUUGAUUGAAGCUGAAAAUCGCAGAAUAAGAUUAGAGGAAGAAGCUCGAAGGCGUAGACUUGAAGAAGAGCAAAGACUCAAAAGAUUGGAAGAAGAAAGGAUACGGAAAGAAGAGCAAAUUAGGAAAGAAAAUGAGCUAAAACGAAUCGAAGCAGAAAGAGUACGAAGAGAGCAAGAAAGAUUACGUCAAGAGGAAGAAAAAAGAAUCCAGGCUGAAAAAGAAAGACUUGAAGCUGAAAAGUUAAAGCGUGAAGCUGAACUUAAGGCUGCAAAAGAAGCAGAGUUGAAAGCUAAACAGGAAGCUGAGAUUGCUAAACAAAAAGAAUUAAAAGAAAAAGAAUCACAAGGUCAAGUUACUACUAAUUUUGCAAAUGUUGAGAAAGAAUUCCUCAAAUACAAAAAUGACAUAGCAGACAUAAAAGCCAAAGUUGUUGAACCUAUUAAUUCAAAUAAAGAAAUAAAAAGACAAGUAAAUCAAUUUAAAAGACAAAUAAAUCCUAAAUUCGGUCAAUUGUCCCAUUCAAUACUACAUACAAACUCAAUAAGUCAAGAAAUAUGUCAUAUAAUCGAACAGAUCCGUCCAUAUGAACCUGUUUAUAAAUGGAUUUUAAAUUUCAUAGCGAAAGCCAUAGUUGAUCAAGCUGAAACAGAAGUAAUUGUUCGUCCGUUUGCAGCUAGACCAUUAGCUUUAUUAUCAUAUUUCAUACUAGACAAAUUUCCCGAUUUCGAAUACUAUCUUACAGCAAGAUUCAUAAAAAAAUGUCCAUAUAUAAUAGGUUAUACAUGUGCUAUUGAUUCAGAGGAGGGAAGAUUAAGAAUGGGGUAUAAAAGAAAUGAAGAUGGAAAAUGGGAAGAUGAUGUUAAAUAUGAUGAAAGAGUUUCUGGAAUAUGUACAGUAUGGGCAGUAAUGACUCAUGCACGAGAUUCAAAACAAAGUGUUGGUAUUUUUUCACAAAUUGGUUCAUGGCAAUUUAUAGCAAGACUUUUAAACACUAAUUUACAACUCAUUAAAAACACUCAUUUUGAACUUAUUGCAAAUUGGUGGGAAGCAACAGGUGUAGAAUUUUUGAAAUAUUAUGGCCAACAAGGAAAUAAAAUUGCAAUUCUAAUGUUCAUUCAGCUUGUAGGAGCUGUUUCUAAUAGAAGAUAUCCAUCUGCUGCAAGAUUACAUUUGAUUGGCGAAGAAUGGAUUAAAAAGGGUAAAAUACAAAGAUUAAAACUUAUGGAGAGAUAG
Messenger RNA from Lodderomyces pseudojiufengensis, 1569 nucleotides. RefSeq names its product nucleoporin (gene GLE1). Gene Ontology annotation, cellular component: cytoplasm; nuclear pore; nuclear pore cytoplasmic filaments. The coding region runs from base 1 to 1569 and encodes 522 amino acids. The record is from RefSeq and is a predicted model, not a curated record. The transcript has a single exon. Gene Ontology annotation, biological process: regulation of translational initiation; regulation of translational termination; poly(A)+ mRNA export from nucleus. Gene Ontology annotation, molecular function: phospholipid binding; inositol hexakisphosphate binding; translation initiation factor binding. NCBI's taxonomy places the organism in Eukaryota, Fungi, Ascomycota, Pichiomycetes, Serinales, Debaryomycetaceae.